UUCUCUGUCUGUUGCGAAAUUUCACCUCGCUGUUUUUUUUCUCGAAAUUUCGGUAUAUAUAUUCGGUCUAUUUCCCGCCGAAACUUAUCCUAAACGGAUAUGGUUUCUAGUUGAGUUCACUGGGAUCUUAGGUGAGUUUCCUGCCAUAGAUAGGGUUUUCGCUCUUGCAAUCUUUUUGACACAAGAAACCCUAACCCUAGAAAUGGGUUUUCAGUGUGCGUACUGUGAAUUUAGGUGAACCUUUUCUACACAGGGUUUUGGCUUCUGAUCGAGGCAAAAACCUUAGCCCUAACCCUAACCCUAAAAAUGGGCUUCAGAUGCGUUCACUGUGGAUUUGAGGUGAGGGCUCUGUUCAUCCAAUACUCUCCAGGAAACAUCCGCCUCACUAAAUGUGGGAGAUGCGGGGCAGUUGCAGAUGAGUACGUUGAGUGUGAAUACAUGAUUCUUCUAAUUGAUUUGAUUUUACACAAGGCUAAAGCUUAUCGCCAUUUGCUCUACAACUUUCCAAACAGAAAUGUUGUCAACUUAGAGGGAAUAUUGUGGAAGUCCGCUUUCUUUUUCUUAGUUAUAGAUACAUGCAGGGAAUUGGCUGUAAACAAAAUUCAAGAAGGUUUGGGAUCGUCGGCAAGUUCCUCAGCAUCACCUUGUACUUGUGGAAAGCUGUUGAUGAAUGUGUUUCUUGGGAAUUUCAUAUUUCUAGGUGCAUUGCUGCUUGGCACUAAGAUAUUGCAGAAGUCAUCUUCUGAAAUACUGAGAUUCAAGGAGGUUUUGUUGGCCAUAAUUGUUUCAAGCUACUUCAAGAUUUUUCUUAUUACCAUGAUGAUUUGGGAGUUUCCGUUGUCUGUGCUUUUCAUUAUCGAUUUGUUUGUUCUCUCGUCCAAUGCUGUGGCCUUAAAAGCCUGCGUAUGGUGCCCACACAGGCAGGCUUGCUUCAGGAGCCUUUCAUUUAGAUAUAUGGUCAAAGUAUUUUUGGUAAGGAUUGUGGUUGGUGGGGAGAAAUGAAUGAGAAUGGUUCUAGGGCCAUCCCAGCUCAUGAAUUGCUUGAUUUCGAUUGGAAGCUAAAAUGUGCUGUGUCUAGCAGCUCCAUGGAUAUGAUAAGCAAACCACUUCUCCGGCUAGAGCUGUUUGUAUCGAAGGAGCCUGGCAUGUUGAAGGAGCACAAGGGAACAACUGAAGCAGACAGAGAAACCGAUGCUUUGCUAGCCGAAUAUGACCGGGAUGAGCUUGAUAAAUUGAUAGCAGAAAUGGAAGGCAUAGAAAAGGUCCUUGACAAGGCAGUUUUGAACAAGUGAUAGCCCUACUUUCGUUGUUAACUUGCAUUGGGACGAUGUAUCAAGUGAUGAAACUUUUCACUGGCCCAUCGGCUACUUUAAUCCUCGAUGCAUGAUGGAAGCCAAUUUUGACGGUGUCUGAUACAUUUUCGGUUCAACACCUUGCAUAUGAGAUUCAUGCUGUUGGUGAGGUGCUAGCAAAUUGUAUAAAUCCCUUGCAUUUGGUGAAGACAUUCAGAAAAUUUAUUUUAUUUUAUUUUUUUCAUGAGCAUGUUUAUCAGAAUGAGAAUGGUUCAUCUACCAAAUUUGCGAAACCCCCUGAAAAUAAUAUUUUUUUGGGAGAUUUUGCA
Messenger RNA from Amborella trichopoda, 1621 nucleotides. The record is from RefSeq and is a predicted model, not a curated record. Lineage: Eukaryota; Viridiplantae; Streptophyta; Magnoliopsida; Amborellales; Amborellaceae.